Molecule: messenger RNA, 465 nt
Organism: Ectocarpus sp. CCAP 1310/34
Lineage: Eukaryota; Phaeophyceae; Ectocarpales; Ectocarpaceae
Source: the annotation of a GenBank genome assembly
AUGGACUCCGCCUCGUUGCCAGACAAACGCGCCCUCGACCUCCUUUCUUCGCUCCCCGCCGACAAGAAGAUUCGUCUCAGCGGUGGUACCACCACCACCACCACCACUGCAGCAGCAGGCACUGCUGUAGCUCAAACCGUGGCCCGGGCAGCCCCAUCACCACCAUCACCUUCACCAGCCGCUGCAGCAGAACGACACUACCUUGACGUACUGCCGGGUGUUGUACUCAGGGAGAUCGUCUCCUUCACGACCGAUAGCUCUCUCAGCGGCGUCUGUAGGACAACUCUGGGAGCCAUUCGCGAGCUGCACUACAAAGUCAACAUGACCGAAGACGUUGUUGGAGCGGAAAUAAAACACCACAUGGGACUUGACGCUUCUGGAGCUCUGGCUACUGGCAGGGAUGUCGUUCGAAUCACGAUCACUCACGUGCACGAGGUAUGUCAUUGUGCUGCGCUCCUCCCGUGA